This is a messenger RNA of Musa acuminata AAA Group (dessert banana), 2067 nucleotides long. RefSeq names its product transcription initiation factor TFIID subunit 9-like. Gene Ontology annotation, cellular component: transcription factor TFIID complex; SAGA complex. The coding region runs from base 49 to 657 and encodes 202 amino acids. The record is from RefSeq and is a predicted model, not a curated record. The transcript is spliced from 3 exons. NCBI's taxonomy places the organism in Eukaryota, Viridiplantae, Streptophyta, Magnoliopsida, Zingiberales, Musaceae. Gene Ontology annotation, molecular function: protein heterodimerization activity; transcription coactivator activity; RNA polymerase II general transcription initiation factor activity. Gene Ontology annotation, biological process: DNA-templated transcription initiation; RNA polymerase II preinitiation complex assembly.
AAGCGUUAUGUUAAUAUUGUGAUCGGAAGUUCGGAAGAGGUGAAAGAGAUGGAAAGAGACGGCGGAGGCGGCGGGAGAGAGGAGGUGGAGGUGGAGGCGGCGGCGGAGCCACGGGAUGCGCGGGUUGUGAAGGAGCUUCUCCGAUCGAUGGGACUGGGGGAUGGGGAUUACGAGCCGCGGGUGGUGCACCAGUUCCUGGAGCUCGCCUACCGCUACGUGGUGGACGUGCUCUCCGACGCCCAGAUCUACUCCGACCACGCCUCCAAGACCGCCAUUGACCCCGACGACGUCCGCCUCGCCAUCCAGUCGAAGGUCAACUUCUCCUUCUCCCAGCCACCGCCCCGCGAGGUGUUGCUUGAACUGGCAAGGAGCAGAAACAAGACCCCCCUGCCCAAGUCAAUCGCACCUCCCGGGAGCAUACCCUUGCCACCAGAGCAGGACACUCUGAUCAGCCCCAAUUACCAGCUACUGAUACCAAGAAAGCAUCCUCCUCAGGUUGAAGAAACAGAGGAGGACGUCGACGGUUCCAACACAAACCCUAUCGCGACCACUAAUUUGUCGCAAGAGCCAAGGAUCGGUACCGACCAACAACCCCAGCAGCAAAGCCCACAGAGGGUGGCUUUCCCUCUGUCUUCCACGGCAGAACGACCGAGGUGACAGUACGUGAACCGAGAGCGAGGUUAUGCUAUGUCAAUGAGUUACUGCUACCAUGGAGCCCGCAUUAUGAACACACCCUAAGCUUUCUUUGGUAAACAGUAGAACAAAUAGUCCACCAAUUAGACCUUAUACAGACAUUUGGAAUAAUAGUAUAUUGACCACUCCUUAUAUAUGUCUCAGUAAUCGAACCCAUUGUGGCAUCCAGGUCCGAGUCCGUUCCACAUCAAUCUGCAUCACUUCCAUUCAAGAAUUAAGACAGGUUUGCAUGCCUGUCUGCAAGCGAAGGCAGUCUUGCCCACAUCUUGUGACCAAUAGUGAUGAAGCGGCAGCGUGUGGUUAUGUAUCGAACAUGUGGUUUGCAGACACAGCACGGCAGCAUGAAGUAUUAUUGAUCGUGUGCCGAUGGAAGGAGAUAUGAGAGAGAAGGGAGUGUAUGGAUUCCAGCUGAAGGGAAAAGGAUCGAGAGAAGUAAUAAUCUCUACCAGUAAUCGAUACAUGUAUAUACGGCAACAGUAUAAAAAAAUAAGUGUUGCCGAGCCGCUUCUUCAUCUUCCUCCUCAGAGUCAGAAGCUCCAGAGAGAAGGGAAUUCAUCAAACGCCUCAUUCCAGUCGUGUCGGUCGACGCCGACGACAUCAUGCUCUUGCGGCGGUGGCUCGGCCUCCGCGGAAAACCCAAAGAAGAAAUCCUCGUAGAGCGAAGGGAAGUCCGCGCUACUAUCCAUGGCCAUGAAACUGAUGAUGGACUCAUCGAGCCCAUGGUUCUCCGUCGCCCCCGACGCCGACGCAGCAACCGAGGGCUCCGCUGGCGGCUCAUUGGCGUGCCGCGCGGCCGCGGCCUGGAUCUGGUCGAGGGAAAGCGCCGCGGUGUGAGCGUCGGGGGGGAGAUGGUGGGGGAAGUUGAGGCGGGCGGCGGGGCCGCGGAGGAAGAAGGCGGCAGCGUCGAAGGCCCGGGCCGCCUUCUCGGGGGCGUCGUAGGAGCCGAGCCAGAUCCUCUCCCGGCUCCGCGGCAGCCGGAUCUCCGAAACCCAUUUCCCCCACCGCCGCUUCCGCACCCCCAAGUACUUGCCCUCCUCCUGCGCCGCCUUACCGUCACUGGGCUUCAUGCUCGGGUGCUCUACUCCUUCGCUCGAGAGGUGGAGUAUUUAAGAGACGCAUGCGGGAGGGAGGCAACCGCGUGGACCAGCGAGGCCGCGGAGGGCGGGGUGGAGGCGCAGAUUGCAGACAGUAAUACUUGUAGGACCUGCCUUCCGCCCCGCGUUUGAUGGUGACGUCAGUCCAAAGUAACCGUCCAAUAACAUUGGAAGUUGGACUCUUCUUCUUCUCGGAUGCACGAGUUAUAUUUUCAUGAGAAAUUCCUCCUCUUUUUUUUUCUCUUAUUUUCAUCUCAGAUCCUAAAUAUUUUUCUAAUAA